Molecule: messenger RNA, 592 nt
Organism: Carcharodon carcharias (great white shark)
Lineage: Eukaryota; Metazoa; Chordata; Chondrichthyes; Lamniformes; Lamnidae
Gene: gra
Product: granulito
Exons: 6
Coding region: 29-565 (178 amino acids)
Source: RefSeq, a predicted model, not a curated record
GCGUGGGAGGUGCUCGAGCGAGGAGGGGAUGGCGGAGGUGAAGGGCGUCGCUCAAACUGGGAUCUCUCCAAUAAUCAUGGAUACCACCAGGAAGGUACCAGUAAUUCGCAAAUCCCUCAAACCAGCAAGACCAUUACAUCGUUUAUCUGCUGAUUUAGAUUCUGCUGUAUGUAUUGAUUACCUACCACCGGUUUUACAUCAAAACGAAGUUUCAUGGAGUGAAGAGAACUGGACUAUUUCAAGCGGAUAUGCACAACGGGAAACCAAAUGGAGUGACGUCCCAACAUUUAGAAGCAAACAAGAUCUUAAAGGACAAGAACGACCGAUAGAAAGACGUCAUUCUGGUCAGGGAGAUGGCACAAAGAAGGAUGCAGAGAGGAUUACAUACAGCAGAGAAUUCCUGAUGAAAAUUGCUAGCUUGCCUAUUUCAAAAGAGAAACCUGAAUUUUUGCCAUCUCUUCCUGUGGUAUUAGAGAGGCCAAGAGAGAGGUUGUAUGGAAGUGGACGGGGUUUAUGUUUUGCUUACCAAAAGAUGGCUACCAAUCAUCAUGGAAUUGCUGGCUGAUUGACAGUUGUAAAUCAAGUCCUGAAC